AUGCCCUCUGGGAGAUCGGGUGCUAAACCGAAGCAGAAAAAACAAUCGUCACAGCUCACAGGCGCCCUGACAGUCGUGGACCUCCUCAUGGCCUCCAGAACACUGCAGGCCCAACAAGAUGGCUGCCGGCAUAAUACACGCGACGCGGCCUCACCAACCCACGCACAGAGCGGCAACCAUCCAGACCCACAGACCAAAGAAACCUCGCAAAUAUUACAACAACUAAUGGACAUAAAAACCUACGUGGUGGCCAAAAUAGCGCGGAGCUCCAGAGAGGUCAAAGCAGAAAUCCAAGCUCUGGGCAUGCGCAUCGCAGCCCUGGAGACUCGGGUUGAGACGGUGGCAAUAGCACAUAAUGAAGUAGUGACACAUGCCACACAACUGAAAAAGCACCUGCUGAACUUGGAGCUGGAAAUGGAAGCUCUCUCUAAUCGAUCCCGUAGGAAUAACUUGAGAAUCUACGGCCUACCGGAAGAUCCUAAUGACACUAGAAUAUUAUUUAAAACAUAUUGUUCCAGACGUCCCCGAUGA
Pelobates cultripes (western spadefoot toad) is the source of this 531-nucleotide messenger RNA. NCBI's taxonomy places the organism in Eukaryota, Metazoa, Chordata, Amphibia, Anura, Pelobatidae. The record is from the annotation of a GenBank genome assembly.